CGCGGUCCUUCUUCGGCGGGUUUCAUGCUCGCCGGGCGUUCAGUCUGGCAGGCGGCGGCCGCGGAACCAUGACGCGCCUUUUUCUCUUCUUGCUGCUGAAUUGGGAGGCCGGAUUCUCCUCCUCCUCCUGCCCUCUUGAGAGCUUCCAGUGCCAAGAAGGGGGCCAGGUGCUGCUGUGCCUAGACCAAGAGAGGCAGCCCGGCUGCCAAGACAACACAAAUGGGUGCCAGCAGCCAAGAAGCAUCUGCAGGAAUCACACCUGUCGGUGUGGCAACAGCAGCGGGCCCUGCCUGCCCUUUGAGCGGUUUUGCGACCGGCACCAGGAUUGCCCAGAUGGUUCAGACGAGGCCGGAUCCCUUUGUGCGUCCCUGGUGGGCCCGCCCGAGGAGGACGACUGCGAAAGCGAAGAGUUCCGAUGCCAUCCGGGGGCUGAGUGCUUCCCCCUGUCUUUCAAGUGCGACGGCCAUCCGGACUGUGAAGACAAAACCGACGAAGAGAAUUGCGGCACGGAUUUGCCAGAGACUCCAAGGACCCCACAAAUAACCCCAAAAGGCAGCCGUGCUCCCCCAGAAACUCCGGUCUUGGAGCCUUUGACGAUCACCGCCAUUGUCGCACUCCUGAUCACCAUCCUGGCCGCAGCAGCCAUCACCCUGUGGGUCUCGAGAAAAGCCAAGCCCCUCCUUGCCCGGCUUCCUCCCAAAGCAGCCUUUAAGCAGCUCAUCCUAGUCGAACAGCCUUGAGAUUGGCCGGCCGGCCAGGAAGUUGCUCCUCGUUCCCUCCCGCGAGGGACUCCGUCACCUGGCCCUCCCAGGAACCUCGGGCAAAAUCCUUGGAUCUGAAAAGCUGGCAGCCCUGCUGGGACUCCUUGCAGGAACUGAGACUUGGAAGCCACACGGCCUGCAGGUCGUCGCCAGAAGUCCACCUCCUAUGGGGGGCAAUUAAAAUAGGUUUAAUAUUUAAAAUAUAUCCGGGUCUCUCUCGCUGCCUGCUUGGGCCUGUCCUCCCACAGCAGCUCUGCCGCCUGCCCAUUCCGGCAGAAGCCCUUCAGCCCAGACUCUGAGGAGCAUCUCCAAGCAAGAUGGCCUUCGCGUCCCUCAGACCAGACCCUGACUGGGAUUCUUCCAGCACGAGGAAGCGGUGGGAUCCCAGCUUCCUUUCUGGGGGUGGUUACUUUCUCCUGUUGGUGCUUCCCCUGUCUGGUGCCUCCAGCUGCGUUGCGCAAGAGCUCUCCAGAAGUCGUGGCUGCUCCAUCACUGGAAGUUUUCAAGAAGUGACUGGACAGCCAUCUGUCUGAAAUGGUGUCGGGGUUCGUGCUUGAGCAGGGGGUUGGCCUAGAGGACCUCCAGGGUCCCUUCCGGCUCUGCUCAUUCUGUUAUUCUCAACUUCUGGAGAUUUGGGAAGGCUGACGGAUCCCCCCACAGGACAAAAAGUUGGUUUUGGCUGCUCCCGGGUUUUUCCUGUUGCGUUGCCAUCUGCAUCUGAACACCGCCUGGUUGUGGAGAGUGACGCUUCCUCAGACUGGGUGGUGGGUCAGAAUGUGAGCUAUUUUAGGGCAGGAAAUCCCCCCCCCCUACUUUUUUUUCCCGUGUCUUGUCCAGCCUGGGGGCUCUACUCGUGCAGCACUGGGGUCGACCCCCUGUCUUGAGCACAAACAUUAAAAAUCAUUUCCCAACCUUUA
This is a messenger RNA of Pantherophis guttatus, 1678 nucleotides long. It is a transcript of the gene CD320, whose product is annotated as CD320 molecule. Gene Ontology annotation, molecular function: protein binding. Lineage: Eukaryota; Metazoa; Chordata; Lepidosauria; Squamata; Colubridae. Gene Ontology annotation, cellular component: plasma membrane. The record is from RefSeq and is a predicted model, not a curated record.